CUGCUAAAGUUACAUCCGAUGAAGUGCCACCACUGGCAGUCCAUCUCUAAUAUCGAACAAACAAAUUCUUAUUUUUAUUUUAUUAAACUGCAGGUGGUUUCUGUCGUGACUAGUAGAAACUAUUGGAAAAAAUGUCGCAGGAGGUGGAGGAAACACUUAAGAGGAUCCAGAGUCACAAAGGUGUAGUGGGUACCAUUGUGGUCAACAACGAAGGCAUUCCGGUCAAGUCCACGCUCGACAACACGACGACCGUCCAGUACGCUGGCCUAAUGAGUCAGCUGGCGGACAAGGCUCGGAGUGUGGUGAGGGACCUGGAUCCUUCGAACGACAUGACAUUCCUGCGGGUGCGAUCCAAGAAGCACGAGAUCAUGGUGGCCCCGGACAAGGACUUCAUCCUGAUCGUCAUCCAGAACCCAACCGACUAACUGCCCUGGAGCUCGGUGCGGCGCAUUGCUGGAGUUAUCUACCGCACAUUUAUACACACAUUAAAUCGCCUGCGAGCGAAAUGAGAGGUAAAUUAUAUGUAACGAAAUUGUACUUGAAUGGAGUAAAAUUAUUUAUGCAUAAAAUGA
Molecule: messenger RNA, 572 nt
Organism: Drosophila biarmipes
Lineage: Eukaryota; Metazoa; Arthropoda; Insecta; Diptera; Drosophilidae
Gene: robl
Product: dynein light chain roadblock-type 2
Exons: 3
Coding region: 132-425 (97 amino acids)
Biological process (GO): microtubule-based movement
Cellular component (GO): cytoplasm; cytoplasmic dynein complex; centrosome
Molecular function (GO): dynein intermediate chain binding
Source: RefSeq, a predicted model, not a curated record